Molecule: messenger RNA, 632 nt
Organism: Neogale vison (American mink)
Lineage: Eukaryota; Metazoa; Chordata; Mammalia; Carnivora; Mustelidae
Gene: KRTCAP2
Product: keratinocyte associated protein 2
Exons: 5
Coding region: 77-592 (171 amino acids)
Source: RefSeq, a predicted model, not a curated record
GGGGAGCCAUUUCUAAUGUGCGCAUCCUUCAUUGGCUCCCUAGUCUGAUGAAACGGGAGGAUAGUUUCGGAGAAAGAUGGGCUCCAGAAUGCGAGGACUAGGUUUUGGCUUGGGCAAGAGUCCACGGGAGAUGCGAGGCAGGGCUCAUGCGGGAGGACGUGAGGGACAGGCACUAGCGAUGACACCCGUGGGCACGGGCACCUCGCUGGCGCUGUCCUCCCUCCUGUCCCUGCUGCUCUUCGCCGGGAUGCAGAUGUACAGCCGGCAGCUGGCGUCCACCGAGUGGCUCACCAUCCAGGGGGGCCUGCUGGGCUCCGGCCUGUUCGUCUUCUCGCUCACCGCCUUCAAUAAUCUGGAGAAUCUGGUUUUUGGCAAAGGGUUCCAAGCAAAGAUCUUCCCUGAGACUCUUCUCUGCCUCCUGCUGGCUCUCCUUGCAUCUGGCCUCAUUCACCGAGUCUGCGUCACCACCUGCUUCAUCUUCUCCAUGGUCGGCCUGUACUACAUCAACAAGAUCUCCUCCACCCUGUACCAGGCAGCGGCUCCCGUCCUCACCCCAGCCAGGGUCACGGGGAAGGGCAAGAAGAGAAAUUGACCCUGAAUGUCCAAUAAACUUGAUCUUUGUAGCCCCGGGA